Molecule: messenger RNA, 3666 nt
Organism: Copidosoma floridanum
Lineage: Eukaryota; Metazoa; Arthropoda; Insecta; Hymenoptera; Encyrtidae
Gene: Top3alpha
Product: topoisomerase 3-alpha
Biological process (GO): DNA topological change; DNA recombination; DNA repair
Cellular component (GO): nucleus; chromosome; RecQ family helicase-topoisomerase III complex
Molecular function (GO): DNA binding; zinc ion binding; DNA topoisomerase type I (single strand cut, ATP-independent) activity
Source: RefSeq, a predicted model, not a curated record
UUUUCAAUCAAUUGAGCGUUGACACCUUUUAAAUCAUUCAGGUGUUCAAGUAGAUCCUUAACAUGCGUGUAAUGUGUUUACUAGUGUAUAUCUAUUUGAUUUGUUCCAACAUGACAUAACCUGUUUCGGUUAAAUGUAAAAAAAAAUCGCUACAAACAACAUUUAUGCAUAAAUUACUAUUAUUAUUAAAAGUUUUGAAUUUUGCUUCGUGCAAACUAAAUAUACACGGAUGUGUCCACUGCAGAUGAUAUUUUGUCGAUAGUUAUGCUGGCUUUGUCAGUCAAGAUCAAUCAGUCAAUAUGCCUAAAGAAAAAUCAAUUUUUUUCUAGCGUGAUACGUCAAUAUUUAAAUGUGGUAAUAAAUUUCUCUACUAAACCAAGUGAUACAAUGAAAGUUUUAAAUGUGGCUGAGAAAAAUGAUGCCGCUAAAAAUAUUGCAGCACACUUGUCAAGGGGUACUUCCCGAAGAAGAGAGGGUUUAUCGAAAUUCAACAAGAUUUACGAAUUUAAUGCUUGUGUCUGGAAUCAAAACUGUCAGAUGAUCAUGACUUCUGUUUCUGGGCACUUGCUCACUUAUGAGUUUGGUGGCAACUACAGAAAAUGGUAUGGCUGUCCACCGCUUAGUCUCUUUGAUGCACCAGUUAUGAAAAUGUGCAAAGAAGAGUCCUAUGAAAAAAUUAAAAAGACUUUAGAAAAGGAGAUCAAAUCUUGUCAAGCUUUGAUAGUAUGGACCGAUUGUGAUAGAGAAGGUGAAAACAUAGGAUUUGAAAUAAUCCAAGUAUGCCAAGCUGUCAAACCAAACAUUAGAGUAUACAGAGCAAAAUUUUCUGAAAUCACUCAGAUUUCCAUCGAAAGAGCCCUUCAAAAUUUAGAAGAACCAAAUAAAAACUUAAGUGAUGCUGUUGAUGUUAGAAGUGAACUAGAUUUGAGGAUAGGCGCUGCUUUUACAAGAUUUCAAACGCUAAGAUUGCAAAAAACAUUUCCCAGAAAUUUAUCUGAUAUGCUUAUCAGUUAUGGCCCAUGCCAGUUUCCUACAUUAGGAUUUGUUGUUGAAAGAUUUCUGGCCAUUCAAAGAUUUGAACCAGAACCUUAUUGGAAAAUAAAAGUGACUCACACUCAAAAUGAUCUCGAGGUUGAAUUCAGGUGGGCUCGUAACAGGUUAUUUGAAAAGCUACCAUGCGAGGUUUUUUUAGACAUUUGCCAAGAAAAUCCACAAGCCACGGUGGAAAAAGUCACUAGCAAGCCAAAAAGCAAGUGGAGACCAUUGCCUCUUGAUACAAUUGAAUUGGAAAAACAGGGUUCCCGAAAACUUAAACUUACCGCAAAGGCAACGAUGCAAAUUGCGGAGAGAUUAUACACACAGGGGUUCAUCAGCUAUCCGCGAACGGAAACCAACAUAUUUCCUAAAGAAAUGAACUUGGUAUCACUAGUUACUCUUCAGACACCUGAGUCUGUCGCUUGGGGUGGGUUUGCUCAACGAUUACUCCAAGAAGGAAUAACUCCAAGGCAGGGAAAAAAAAGCGAUCAGGCUCAUCCACCCAUUCACCCAACCAAGUAUACCGAUUCGUUACAAGGUGACGAAGCACGAGUCUACGAAUUUGUAGUGCGCCACUUUUUGGCAUGCCUAUCGAAGAACGCCGAGGGUUACGAGACGAUCGUUGAAAUCGACAUUGCCGGUGAGAAGUUUCUGACAAACGGCCUGCAAAUAAUCGCGAAAAACUAUCUCGAGGUUUAUAUUUACGAAAAGUGGAGUUCCAAGGAAAUACACAUCUAUGAACGUGGCCAAACCUUCAUGCCGACCUCUAUUGACAUGCUCGAAGAGACAACGUCGCCACCCCAACUACUCACUGAAGCCGAUCUAAUAGCUCUAAUGGACAAACAUGGCAUUGGUACAGAUGCGACCCACGCUGAGCACAUCGAAACCAUCAAGUCGCGACAUUACGUCGGUCUCAAGGAUACAAAGUAUCUUAUACCGGGUAAGCUCGGUAUCGGCCUUGUCAUGGGUUACGACCGAAUGGGCUUCCAAAUGUCCAAACCCCACCUCCGAGCCGAACUCGAGAAUGACCUCAAACUGAUCUGUGAAGGGCACAAGCAACCUGACGAAGUGCGACGACAGACAAUCGAUAAAUAUCGAGAGGUGUUUCGUGAGGCAUUGGUCAAAGCCAACAUGAUCGACGAAGCGCUUGCAGGAUAUUUAGACGAGCAACCCCAACAUUUCGAGCAAGCGGUAAUUCUCGAUCCCGUCGAAGCCCUGCCGAUCCUCAAGUGUCCUAAAUGCGACUCGAACAUGGUUAUCAAGUCAAAGAGACAGGACAACGGCAAGUACAUUGGAUGCGUGGCCUUCCCCACUUGCAAAAAUGUUAUUUGGUUUCCCGAUGCCGUUGAAGACAUUGAAAUCUUGGACGAAACCUGCACCCAGUGCCCAGACAACAUAUUGAAGAAAAUCAAGCUAAAGUUGACGCGCAACGCCUUUCCAGUGUUUGGAACGUCGUAUACCUCCUGCGUGGGUGGUUGCGACGAGAUGUUCAAUAAUCUGUUGGGCAUUCGGCCGCAAACGGUCCGUCGUGCACGGGACUUGCCUGACUCCGGUUACGAGAGCAACGCGACUCGUUCUGCCAGCAACUCUCGGCCCACAAGCGCUAACUCGAACAACAUGCCGAGCCAUCCAAGCAGUCGUAGCAACAGUAGCAAUCGUUCAACGAAUUUUAACAAUAACAACAGUCAUAACAAUAAUCCUACGCCGACGUCGACACCUCGACAGCAAAAUUGGAUUAACGAUUUUUCAAGCUUGCCCAGAUCAGGUGGUAACUCCUCGGGCAAUAGUAGACCGAAUAAUUCUAAUGGCUGGACUAACACGUGGAAUAAUCAGAACACUAAUACCUGGAAUGCAUCGGGUUCUGCAGGCGGCAGUAAUAAGAAUUUCAACACUAAUUUUAAUGGAACCUGUGAACCAGAAUCCGACGAAAUCAUGUGUAAUUGUCAUCAAGUAGCCAAACAACUGACAGUUAGAAAGGAAGGCCCCAAUCAAGGAAGAAUAUUCUAUAAGUGUGCAAAACCCCAAGGAGAGAGUUGUGAUUUCUUUUUAUGGUGUCCAAACUCUACAGGACAGGCAUCGACUAGUGAGUCUGGACCCAAUAAUCGUGGUUUUUCCAAUUCUGCAAGCACAUCCGGUCGUCAAGGAUCAAACUCAAAUAACUGGAACCAGAAUUUUCAAAAUAACAGGCAAAACUUAAGCAAUAAUAACGCUGGUCAAUGGAAUGACAACACAAGUGACUGGAAUGAUGACAACCAAGUCAUGUGUAAAUGCGGGAAUCCUGCGAGACAGUUAACUGUACAGAAAGACGGGUUAAAUAAAGGCAGGCAGUUCUAUAGCUGUCCAAGUGGUGUUAAUAGCUCAUGUGGCUUUUUCCAAUGGGCAGAUACCGUCAGUGGAAACAGCGGUAAUAGUGGAAACAGUAAUAACUGGAAUCCACCAGGGCCAUCGGGGCCGAGUCGCGGGAGGGGUAGAGGUGGUGGUGGUGCUACAGGUGCUGCACCGAAAAAAAGUCGGGCUCCCACGGCUGGGGGAACAAAACGAAAAUGCGGCGUUUGUGGGAUCGAAGGUCACACAAAAAGAACAUGCCCGAACAUUAUGGACUGAUACUUUACAGCUUGUACAGUACACUUA